Messenger RNA from Andrographis paniculata, 857 nucleotides. RefSeq lists its product as uncharacterized. The transcript has 6 exons. The record is from RefSeq and is a predicted model, not a curated record. Lineage: Eukaryota; Viridiplantae; Streptophyta; Magnoliopsida; Lamiales; Acanthaceae. The coding region runs from base 168 to 857 and encodes 229 amino acids.
UUGCAAAGAGAAAUACCAAUAACUCCAUCAAAAGAAAGUUUCUGCACAGGACUGGCCGGAAACCAUUCACAGCAUUGGCGGAUGAGAUAAAGGCAACAGGGAAAGAGCCUGAUAAUUUGGAAAUUUGGAUCUCCUCUCGCACGAAUGGACGUGGUGGUGAUGAUGAGAUGACUGAUGAUAUUUUGGCUUAUUUGAAUAAUGAACUUAAUAAAAUUCCUGUUGAUAAAAGAACCCCGGCGGCUCGUGAGGCUUUGUACCGCCGUGCACUCGGGGGGAAAAAGAAUAGAAAAACAGCUGUUGAUAGUGCUGCCAGCUCUGCCUACCCCCAGAGUCAUUUGACUGGAGGGCCCGAUGGUCCUGAUUUCCGAAAGCUUGCUGAGGACUAUCAGAAAGGCCUUGUUGAGAUUAGAGAAUUUAUGUCUGAAUUUAGGAGUGUCCGUGCUGAGAUGUCUGAAAUUAGAACCAUCCGUGCUGAGAUGUCUGCUUUGUUGAAUUCUUCCCCGCGUGCCUCCAUACGGGGUCCUUGUUCUAGCCGCACAGAUGGAAGGUCAGAGACCCCGCGGACUGAUGUCCUUACCCCGUUGUCGAUCGGGUCUCGUAUUCUUCUCAUAUCUCGUGGUUUGGAAAAACGCGUUGUUGGUGAGGGGGUGUUGCUAUCCGACCCUACCCCAGGUGACACUGUUGACAUAGUAAGGGUUUUUGUUACAUCUGCUACUGUUCUAGAGGCUGCGCUUAUUCUACGGACAACCUCCAGAGCACAAACACUCAGUGAGGUUGUCCGCGCCGAGCCAAUCGACUGGACAUUUAAAGAUGUACACAACCACAUUUACAAGAUUUUCUAUUGGAUUACAACUUAA